Molecule: messenger RNA, 10976 nt
Organism: Acipenser ruthenus (sterlet)
Lineage: Eukaryota; Metazoa; Chordata; Actinopteri; Acipenseriformes; Acipenseridae
Product: AF4/FMR2 family member 2-like
Exons: 21
Coding region: 873-4331 (1152 amino acids)
Biological process (GO): regulation of RNA splicing
Cellular component (GO): nucleus; nuclear speck
Molecular function (GO): G-quadruplex RNA binding
Source: RefSeq, a predicted model, not a curated record
CCCCUUUUAUGUUUUCCAGUGAUUUCCACACACUUUCAGAAGUUCCAGGAUCCUGCUGUGCCAAAGGAUAAGAUCCAGUGCAUCCGUGUGACAGGUUGAGAUGAUAAGGGGCAGACAGAGAGAGCCUGGAGUAUACGGGAACAGAGACAGGAACAGAGACAGGAACUCGCCGGGCUGAUAUCAUCUUCAUUCUCAUUCACCAAAGCUGCUGCUGUUAAUUCUGUCAGGGUUAAUUACGAGGAAUUCAGAAGCUGCAUUGAACAGACUGUAACUUUCGCACUCCAAUACAGUGCUAGCUCUGACGUGAGGAUUCUUCAUCAUUAAUGUGCCCCCCUUAGGGCUGCUGAAUGCAGCUUCGUGAAUAUGACUCAUAAUCCCCACUCCGACCCCCUGCAGAGUCAUUCUGUGCUGUUAACCCUUUGACUCCUCAUCCACCAGACAGCAACUCACAUGGCAGCUUUUGUGCAGCUCUGAACAAGCAAAUAAAUACAUCAAACAAACUAGAAAAAUUAGAAAUUCUUAAUCACCACUGAUGCAUGCAAAUGAAACGUAACUGAUAGAAAUGAUGCAGUUAUUAAAUGCAUGCAUUAAGUCAGUAAUUGCAUUGGCUUCUGGUAUGUUGACAAAGAAAACAAGCAAGCUAAUUUAAACUCUACAGGUAAAGGUGUUCUGCUGUUGGAGAUUGUGUCAGCCAUUACGAGCAGGACCGCAAUGCACUGAAGAAGAAGGAGUGGGAACGACGCACCCAGGAAGUGCAACAAGAUGAGGAUCUCUUCUCCUCUGGGUUUAAUCUGUUUGGAGAGCCGUACAAGACGAACAAGGGAGACGCCCUAGCGAACCGCGUACAGAACACGCUGGGGAACUAUGACGAGAUGAAGGACCUGCUGACCAACCACUCCAACCAGAGCCACCUGGUGGGCAUCCCCAAGAACUCCGUCCCCCAGACCCCCGUGGAGAAGGCGGAGCAGCAGAGCUUCUUCCCCGAGGGCCAGAGGAGCAGGCUGGCCCCGUCCACUUCCAUGCCCCCUCCCCCCUCCUCCUCCUCCUCUUCCGGCCCCCUCACCAGCUCCUCGCUGCUGCACGCUUACCAGAGCAGCAAGAAGUCCCGCUCAUCAGACUGGUCCCGGGGCGGACAGUCAGGCCAGGCCAGCGGUCAGCAAUGCAGCCGGACAAAGCACAGUAGCUGUUCCCACGAGCCUCCCCAGAGAGGGUGUGAGGACUUGUGUAGCAGCCGGGGCGACGUGCACAAAGGGGACUCCAGCCCGGCUGCUUCCUCUUCCCACUCCAGGAGACACACUCACUCCUCCAAGUCUGCUGCUGGAGACCACGCCUACAAGGAAAGCACACACUCCAAGUCACCCAUGGAGCUGGACUUCAGCUCCCACGGUUCGAACUCUCCCGUCCCUUCGACGUCUCUCAUUUCCGGUGGGCUUUCCACUCCAAACUUCCCGCCCGCGCUGCACUCCAAGCCUAGCAUGGUCCAGCAAAAGCCCACCGCCUAUGUCAGGCCGAUGGACGGCCAAGAUCAGGUCCCCAACGACUCCCCCGAGCUCAAACCAGCCAUGGAAAUCGGGGAUAGCUAUAGCAACCCACCUUUCGGAGGCCUGCUGGAAGGGAAAGCCAGUGCAAUGAAUGCAAAGAGCAAGCUGCCAAAGCUGACUUUACCUCAGUCUGGGGAGGUCAGCCUUUCGAAUGACUCCAGCUGUGUUGAAGAAAUACUGCGGGAGAUGACCCACUCAUGGCCGCCACCAUUGACAGCGAUUCACACUCCUGGAAAAGCAGAGCAGACCAAGUUCCCCAUUCCAUCCAAGGAGCCCCAGCAUCUCCCCUCCGGAUACAACGGACCAAAACGCAGCGAUGCUCCCAACAAGGCUGCAACCAAGUCUGUGCCACAGAAGUCAAUGCUGGAGGAUGAUCUGAAGCUCAGCAGCGAUGAUGAAGACAGCGAGCAGACUGCAGAGAAGACCAAGCCUAGAAGCACUCCUGUAAAUCUCCCCGUGCCUCCCACACGCACAGCAGAGUCAGGCACCUCGGGAAGCUCCAGCGAGUCAGAGAGCAGCUCGGAGUCGGACUCUGACAGCGAGAGCAGCUCCAGCUCCAGCGAGUGCAACGAGGGCUCCCGCAGUGCCACCCCUGAGCCAGAGCCUCCAUCCACAAACAAGUGGCAGCUGGACAAGUGGUUGAAUAAAGUGACCCCCCACAACAAGGCUCUGAUCAACAGCCAGACUGAAGGCCAGGUGCUGGCCGGUGCUCAGUCCGAGGACAGUCGGCAGAAUGAGGGACCAGGCCAGGACAAGGGGAAGGCCAGCGAGGUGUUGCCUCAGCCUGAGGUCAAGGAGCGGGCCUUGCUCAGCCCCAUCAGGGAGAGAGCUAAGCCCCGGACAGGCCAGAAGACCCUGGAGGGCAAGAGCGGCAAGCUCAAAUCCCCGGCACAUGUGGAACUGGCCCCUCCCCGGAGAACCACUGGGAAGAAGCAGCCCAAGAAAGUGGAGAGGGCCCCCAGCGUGGAGGAAUACAACUGGCCCAAACCCAACAACCCCAGCUCCACGCCAAAGGAGAAGGAGCCGCCGCCGCCCCUGGAGCAACCCAAAGCCAGGAGCAAGGGGGGCAGCGGCAAGACGGCCCCGCGGAAAGAGCAGAGGUCCAACGCGGCAGCGGCGCCUCCCCCAGACAAGAAGAAGCACAGGGGGGUGAGCAAGAUCGUCCCCAAGUCCAAGGAGUUCAUCGAGACUGAAUCGUCUUCUUCAGAGUGCCACUCAGACCAGGAGGAGCUGGUUAAACUCUCUGCUCCCUGCCUGGGGCCGAGCAUCGCCGGCAGCUCGCUCAAACCCAAGGACUGCAGCAGCAAUAACCUGAGCGUCAGCAGCACUUCAAUAGACCCGGCCGGCAGUGACUUACUAGACGAGCACUUCUUCUCCCCCGCCCCCAUGGUCCAGAAUGAACUGCUGUCUCCCUUGAGGGAAUUCGAGGAGAUCAAGUCACUGUGGGUGAAAAUCGAGCUGAGUUUUCUGUCUCGGAUACCCGGGCAAGACCCCCCAGAGCCGGACUCUGUGAAGCCUGAGCCCAAGGACUCCAACCUGAAGCACCGGCGGCAAACUCCAGCUUCGACAGCCACCGAGAAACCCCCCAGCAAAUCCAAGAGGAAACACAAGUCUGAGAAUUCAGAUGCACUCAGUGGCAAUAAGAAGCUACGGUUAGAGAAGGCCUCGGCGUUGCUCCCCCCUUGUAUUUCUCCAAUCCACAGCCACAAGCCCACCAGCACUAAAGACUCCUCCAAGAAGCAGCCCAGGAAACGUGAGGAGAAGCUGCUACCCCCCCCUCUGUCCCCGCUCUCCGAUGAGCCCCUCCACAGUGAGAGCAGCUCCUUCAGCCAGGAGAACAGCACCUCCUCCUCGCACAAGCACCGCAAGGGAGACAGCAAGCCCGCCACGCACACCAAGGCCCAGAAAGAAGAACCUCUUAGCAGGUCCUGCAGCAGUUUCCAUGGCAACGGGCAAACGGAGCCUGACCUUUGGUCUACCCUAUCGCCAAUGUUGACAGAGCCUCGGAGGCCAAAAUUGACGUUUGAUGACACACUUCACAAUGCAGACUACUAUAUGCAGGAAGCCAAGAAAUUAAAGCACAAAGCUGAUGCACUGUUGGAGAAGUUUGGCAAAGCCGUUAAUUAUGCAGACGGCGCCCUGUCCUUCAUCGACUGUGGGAAUGCGAUGGAACGAGAUCCAUUAGAAGCCAAGUCUCCAUACACCAUGUACUCAGAAACAGUGGAGCUCAUCAGGUAUGCAAUGAGGUUAAAGAACUUCACAGGCAAAUCUUCUACAGUAGCUGAUAAGAAGCUGUCUGUUUUAUGUUAUCGGUGUUUAUCGCUUCUCUACUUGAGAAUGUUUAAACUGAAGAAGGAUCAUGCAAUGAAGUACUCGCGCUCCCUCAUGGAAUAUUUCAAGAACUCUGUGAAGAGCUCCCAAGCACCGUCGCCCUGGGGAGGCAAUGGGAAAAGCACAGACACCCCGUCGCCCACAUCUCUGAGCCCCUCUCCGGUCAGCUCUGUGUGCAGCAGCGCGGGCACCUUGGGCUCCUCCUCCUCCUCGGGCAGCAUCGCCAUCCCCCAGCGCAUCCACCACAUGGCCGCCAGUCACGUCAACAUCACCAACAACAUCCUGCGGAGCUACGAGCACUGGGACACCGCCGACAAGCUGUCCCGCGAGAGCCGAGAGUUCUUUCAGGAGCUGGACUCAGUGAUGGAACCGCUGACCCAACACAGCAGUAUGACCAGCCUGGUCCGCUAUGUCAGGCAAGGACUGCACUGGCUCCGUAUAGAGGCUCACUUAUUAUAGUGACCGGACUACUGCGCUGUAUAUUACACAUCUUCAUCACUACCUCUACCAGCGUACCGACCCUUGCCCGCCCACGCACCCCACCCCAUCAGCCACCCACAGCAUGGACAGCACAUCCAGCAGCAUCGCCCGCACAGGGGGCUCUGUCUGAAGGUCCUCUUGGUACCUUUUUGUUUUGUUUCUGCCUCACUGCUUUGGGGUUUUGAGGUCCCUCCUGCUUCUACUGAGUGUUGCAUUCUAAGUGUAUACAGCCCCCCCCAACCCCCAUUUAGAGACAGAAGCACUGCAACUGCAGCUCGAGGCUGAAAAAAAAAGGAGAAUAGAAAAGCACUUAAAAAAAACAGAAUCAUAUAGUUGCGCUCCCAGCUUGUAUUUGCAAUAGGUUUGAAUGGUACCUCUCAGUUUCACUUCCCAAACUUACCCCUCCCUUCUAUAUCACAAUACAAGCACAGAUUUGGCAGCUUGUACAUAUUCACAUUGUAAUGAGUUGUUGAAAGUAACGUCUGAUCAUGUGGUUGCGGCAGGAUGGGAGGUGGUGAAAGUUAGUCUUAAUAUUUGACAACAGGUACUCCUGACGUGUGUUCACCUUAUUGAAUGGGUAGCACUUUGCAUUAAGGGUGACUACCGGGGCAAUAGCAUGUGUGGUUACAUAGUAAUUACACUGUUAAAUACUCAACUACAUGUGCAAAUACAGUGCAAUUACAAAACACGCUGGUAAUGGCAAACAUUUUCCAUUUAGUGAUCAAACAUGUUACUGCAUUGUACCUACACAGCAGUAUGUGUAAUGGCUGUGUUAUUACAGCGCAGUUAGAUACACUUCAUGUAAAGUGUUACCAUUGAAUCAUUCUUUUUUAAUUGUAAAAUAGCCAACAAAAGAUAUUGCUAGCUGUGAAAUCCCUAGGACCCUUUUUGUAUUACAUUUUAUAGAACAUUUGUAUUUGCAUUCAAUGCGUUGCUUCCAAUUUUUCUCAACCCUGUUUUGGUGGCAUUCAUUCCACUGUUUAAAGUGUUUGAACUUUCAUACAAUCUAACCAGGAAAGGGGCAACAAACACAAGCUUCCAGAUCUGUCAAAUGCAAUCUUACAAUAAUACAGGAGCUACUUUGUGCACAAGGUGAACGCACACACACACACACACGUAUAGUGUAAACGAGAUCUAUGUAUGAGUAUGUGUUUCAACAUGUUCAUAAAAAAAAUAAUAAUAAUAUAGCACUUAGACAAAAUUCCAAACAAACUUUGUUUUACAAAACUUCAUGAAGGCAUUGGCUGAAGACAACAUCUACUUAUAGUAUCAUGUAUUUAUUUAAGAGGUUUCCAGAUAGCACUUUUAACACUGUGGUGUACAGACACUGCAAUGUACUGAAGUGUAGUUAUGUAAGUCAACGUUAAAGACCCAAUCAUUGCAAUGUACUGAAGCAUCGUUAAUGAAUCAAUCAUAACAUCUCUAAUCACAGUGGAAAGGAGUCUUUAAACCACUUAAAUUAGUAAAAUGUGAACCUUCAUGAAUUUCUAUAUUCUAAAGAGACUGAAAAACCCUGUAGCGAUGUUUUGAUUUUCAUAACCUUGGGCCCUUUCUAAAUGAUUUAAACAAGCCCAGCAUUUAAAUGCACCUCUCUUCAGACUGAUUGAAUAGACCCACAAUAAUGCCUGUUCAGAUCAGUUGAAUAGAGCCACAAUAAUACCUGUUCAGAUGGGUUGAAUAGACCCACGAUAAUGUACCUGCCUGUACUCCACGAGACAGUUACAGCAGCUGGGCUCUGUCCUCCUCUCUACAGGAUCGCUGGCCGUUUCUGAAGACACUCUGAAUCUGUAACUAGAAUCUCGAUACAGAUCACGCAGCUCAUGAAAUCAGUUCUCGUGUUUCCUUGUAACAAGGUGGAAACCUUUGGGAAAUCUGAUAAGAGAACCACAUUAAGAUUAUUUAAAGAGAUGGACCAGUGUCAAGGUGGUUUACAAGUGCAUAAUUCCCAGUACAUAAGUAUCUGCAUUCACCAGUGUGGUCCAGAGCUCACUGCUGAUGCCCUAUCUUAAUCUGAGAAGGCAAAAGCACCAUUACUGAAUGUUAAUAGUAGAUGCAGCAAGGGUGCUUGCCAGCUGUCGUUUUUUAACUGAGUCAAUGAGGAAUUAAAAAAAACUAUUUUAAAAUGUUAUCUAUGCAACUUAGGGUGGUAAACUGGGAACCGUGAUUUCAAAUGUCUAAGCAAACCAAUGCUAACGUAUGAUACAAAUAAUCUGUAAUUAAUUACUGUUCAGUAACACAAACAUAUGACUACUUGAAUUGGUACAAAAUACACGUAUCAAAGGCACAUUCGGUUAGGAAGUCAUUCUGCAAAAAAAAAACUACAACAGCUAUUGAAUUAAACUAAAUGACAGCACUUCUGAAAGCAGAACUGAGUAAUUUAAAAACAUAAGGAAUCAUUAUAACUUAUGCAAGGCUUGGUAAAUGAUAGUCAUGCGUUGGAUACAGAUAAAUGAUACUCGUGCAUUGGAUACAGAUGGGGUUGUGUGCUUGUUUAUCGUCACCCUUCGGAAGGAAAGCAAGCAGCUGGCUUGGAAGUGUGUCCAGGGAGCAUCGCAGCAGGCAGCACUCUACCUACAGCAAGAACGCCAAAACAUGUGCAAGGAAAUACAUCGUGAUAACAGAGUCUGCUUUAAAUGCGUCAACAUGGAACCAAAAAAUUGAGGGUUUUGCUUGAUUGAUAUUUGAAUUGCUCAAGGAAAAAAAAAAAACACACUGAAAUAUGUUUUCUGUUGUUUCUAACAUAUAUAAUUCCAACUUCCUGUUCUGAAAACCAAUAUAUCAAAGCGAGUCCUGUUUUUUUUUUGUUUUUUUUUGCCUUACUGGCAUGGCUAGAAAUUGGACUGGAAUUUACUCACGUUUGCAAAUUACCGGCAUCUUCUCCAACCCCAAUGUUGCCAGUUGUCGACAGUUUUUAGGGAGCCGUUUGUAUAUUUUAAGUGGCUUUUCACGCAGCUGUUCACACGCGUGCCAAAGAUGACCCGUUCUGUCAGGAAAAUCUGUGCUCCUUUGGCAGGCAGUCAGCUGCAAAUAACAUUAGCAGCUUUACUUCCAGCACAAAAACAAGUAGAUUUAAUGUUGCCAGGGAAGGGGCUGGAAGAAAUGGCAUGGGAUUAGUGCCUUCCUUCUGCCUGUGUAACUAAAAGGUGGGUCAGAGCUAGAGGCUUGGUCUUGUCCUGUGAAAAUAGGUCCUGUAUUCCAGCAAACGACACAUACUAGGAACAGUGAACAGGGGACCUUCUGGGACCAGUGAAACACAAACAGCUUUUAGAAGAGGAACCUUUUCAUGACCUGACCUGCUACUUGUACAGACAAGUGCCCCUCCUUGUGUCCACGUGAACAGUCUUCCCGUUGAGUUCCACAAUGAAACAGCCUCACAGUAAGAAGGAAAGGCAUUAUAAGCCUGCCAGGCAGAUGCAGAGCAGCACAUCGGCAAGCUUGUUUAUGCUGUAGUGGAAUCAGAAUCCUGAUUGUUCUACAUGUGUGCGGAAUUCUAUAUGCAAUCCAAUCCUGGUCUAACCACUACCUGCAUGCAUUCAAAUAGCCCUUUAAUAAUAAGCAUUCAUACCAAAUGCUUGCAAAAGAAGGUCUAUUCUUGAGAAAUAAGAGAGCUUAUGCACUUGUUGCCACAUAACACAGGAACAUUCUCUCAAUGGCUACAAACAAGAAAUUGAUUGAAGUAAAACAUUCUUUGUUUGCUUAAGGUUUAAAACACAGGGUACUGACACAGUGCCCUUGAUUUAAAGAUAAACGUUAUUAGAGAUGUUAUUAGUAAGCAAAAGAAAAACAAUAAACUGCUCGUUAAUAUGAAUCAUUUUAAAUUUGAAAGCGCUAAUGCAAUCUUUUUUUAAUCAUGUUUAUUUGGUUAUUAUUAUUAUUAUUAUUAUUAUUAUGAGAGCCGAUGUACAUGAUUUUAUUCCACAAUUAUACAUGAGGGUUAGCAACCCCUGUUUAUAUCAUGGUCGUGUAUUUGCAUCUUUUUAAACUUUUUUUUUUUUGUUUGCAAACGAGGUACUGAAAGAUGUACUCUUCAGAACUGCACAAGGGAGCAGAGAUUAGGCCUGUCACAAGCUCCUUGACUGACUUGUCUUUUCUGAGCAUUUCCUCUUCUCUCUUGCCCUUCAGAUUACUAAAAGCGUAUCACAAAAACUGAUCUCGGAUUUAAUGGUUCCAGCUGGAAACAUUCUGUUAGCUCUGCAAAUUAAAUGUCGCAAUAGCGUUUCAUUAACGUAUAAUAACAUCAAAUGUUGGUCAAUUAAAGGUCUAAUAAUUCAGUGCUAAUUAGUAUUUAAUAUGUAGCAUGACAGUCUACAGAGACGUAUGUGGUAUUAAUGGAUGUGUACUGACAAUGGAUCUUUAAAACAACCAAACAAUUGCGUCCUAUUAAGUGUUAACGAGCUAUGGAAUGCUUUGUCAGUUAAUCAAGAUGCAGUGCUAGAAACGCCAGUCCCCUUUACAGAGCAUGCUGCACACGCAGAACCAGCUACUUCGUCUCACGAAUUCCUUCUGCUCAAUCUUUAACCACAACUUUCUGCUACGUGCAACAAAGCAACAUUCCCCCAAAUGUCCUCCAUUAGAUCAAACGACCUGAAGCAUCUGUUUAUAUUAUGCUGCCUGUGUUGCAGUCGAUUCUAAUGGCCUUUUAUUUUUUUUUAACAUGUGUGUAGCAGUGCUAAGAGGUUAUGUAAAGGAGUGUAAUACAACAUAUCUGGGAUCCCUGGAAGCUGCCAAUAAAUAAUUCAAUUAGAAAUCCACUGUCUUUUAAAAGAGGGGAUCUUAUAUGGUCAAUCAUUGACCCCUUACUUCCAUGUUCAGGUAUCUUAUCUGUUUCAGUGUCUUGCCUACAAAUGCAGUUCUUUUGCUGCAGUUAGGGAGCGUCUCAAUUUUGUAUGCAUAAUUUCUAUGUAAAAAAAUAAAAUAAUAAUAAUAAUAAUAAUAAUAAUAAUGAAAGAAAAAAGUAAAGUGUAUAGAUAAAUUGGAAACUGAAAUUUUCAUUAAUAUGGGGAAGGAAAAACAAAAGUAUUUACACAACAACAUUGUCUUCAUUUGACCAACCAGUAGAUGCUGUAUUAUUAUAAUAAUAUGAAGUCAUUGAAUGUUUCUAAAAAUGAAGGGACGUGAGAGUGUGUGUGUGUGUGUGUGUGUGUGUGUGUGUGUGUAUUUUAUAUAUAUAUAUACACAUAUAAAAAAUCAAAUGAAAUACAGUGUUGAAAAGCACUUUGAUGAGCUUCUUGCUCCAUAGUAUUAAGAAAGAAAAACUGUUAAAUAAAACAUAAACUGUUACCAGGAAAAAGGUACCCUUAACAUAAGGGUGUGUGGGGAAUGGUGGAGGAGAGUCUAGUAUAACCCAUUGAGGUCCACACUUUACUUGCAAAAGCACAGCAGACCUUAAUGAGUUAACUUCAAGCAGCAUGAAACGCAGUGCACUGUGUGAGCGUGUCAAUCAGACCCUUGCUAUUAGCAGAGAGGAAAACAGCUGAAGCAGCAGGGUAAGUGCAAUGCAAUCCUAUGCAGGUGCUAACCAGCAUGCAUCAGCAGGGCCCCACAUACACUACUACCUAUUCCCCAGAAAGUUCUGCAGGGGCUCACAUGAAGGGAGGUUUAGUUCUGCAGGGACUCAUGAAGGGAGGUUUAGUUCUGCAGGAGCUCAUGAAGGGAGGUUUAGUUCUGCAGGAGCUCAUGAAGGGAGGUUUAGUUCUGCAGGAGCUCAUGAAGGGAGGUUUAGCUCUGCAGGGGCUCAUGAAGGGAGGUUUAGUUCUGCAGGGGCUCAUGAAGGGAGGUUUAGUUCUGCAGGAGCUCAUGAAGGGAGGUUUAGUUCUGCAGGGGCUCAUGAAGGGAGGUUUAGUUCUGCAGGGGCUCAUGAAGUGAGGUUUAGCUCUGCAGGGGCUCAUGAAGGGAGGUUUAGUUCUGCAGGGGCUCAUGAAGGGAGGUUUAGUUCUGCAGGGGCUCAUGAAGGGAGGUUUAGUUGCCAGUGGAAAGGACCGUGUUGUAAACAUGUAUUGCAAUGACACAAGCAUGCUAUCUUUGUAAAGUUUUUAGCUAGUUUGUUUUUGUACAGAGCAGGGUAACUGUUGGAGCUAUUGAUUACACAUUGUAUAGUUGUAAGGGUUGAUUUUUAUUGCUUUAUGUAUAAAAAGGAGUAUUCUGCCUGUUAGCUUUGUAUUUCCAAUGUGUUGCACAAGUUUUGCAGAUCUGUUUUGGUUUACCUGUUCUUUUGUUUUUGUUUUAUUUUUAUUUUAUUUUAUUUUUUGCUUAUUGUAUGUUUUAUUUUAUUAAAAAAAGUAAUAUGUAAAUGUACAAAACUUUAAAAUGGCAGUUCUGUUUUUAAAUGUUUAAUGCCUCUGUAAAAACAAAAGAAUACUGUAUGAAACCGUAGGAUUCAUUCAGGGUUGCCAACCUUGCAAUUUUGUUUUUACUGACAAACAGACUUACAUUGGCCUUUUUUACAGACAUCAUUUUAAAAAAAAACUGAAAAUAGGCUUUUUUUUAUGUGUUUACAUUUCUUUAGGUCUUAUUUACCUCUUAUGGUCAUGGAUCACUUGCUUCAUUGUUCUGAAGCUGGUGCUGUUUUUAACAGCAGUCUUACUUCCACAGAACAACCUGCUUUUUAAUUUAUUUGAUAGGAAA